CUCUCUCAUCUCUCUUUUUCUAAUUAUAUAUCUAUCUCACUUUGAGUUAUUACAAGUGUACAUAUGCAGCUAUAAAGAUAUAUCCACCAAACUUGCAUAUACUUGUACGCUAUGCAAGUUUUUGUGGAUAUACCCUAAAGAACAAGACUUUCGGCGAUGCAAGCGCUCUCUUCUGGCCCUUUCUUUACCAUUUGUUACUGUUUGUCUGUUCAGAACGUAGAACGCAAAUGCUUCGCGAUUAAUUAUGUAUUAUAUUCGUAUUAAAAAUGCAUAAUAAGUAUGAGGUUUUUUUGUUAGAAGUGUUGCUUAGAGCAAUUUCUGGAACGUAUUAUUGACGUGAUUGACAUUUUAUCGAUCUGAUCGUAUCAUGAAUUGAAAUCAGUACGAUUCCAGUACCAUCAUGGCCGCGCGAUGUAUUUUGUUAAAUGUAACAUUUUGAAAAUUUAGCUCAUUGAAAUUAAAUCUGAUGAAAGUCGUUGUUGCGUUGUGUCGUCGUAAUCGUUGCGCGUGUGUUCUAAUAACUUUUGCGUGGCCGUUUUAUCUUGCAUUUACAUUAUCACGGUGUGGCAAAUUCGCGAUGUAAAUUCAUGAUUUUUGAAAAUAAAACGCAUCGAUUGAUUUUCGUUCGGUAGUGCGCGUAAUAAAUAAGUGCGGGUUUUCGAUAUUCGUCGAUGCCGGUGUUCUUCGAUGGAGCCGAUGCAUUGCAGUUUAAAGCAAAAUUUACAGCAGAUCGAGAAAAUUGCAAUACCUGAACCGGUAAACUUUGUGUGCGUAAUCGGUGCUACGAAAUGUAUUCGUUCCGUCGUAAUAUAAUAAAAUGCGCGUCGGGAGUGCCGUUUAAAGUGCCGCGCGAUUUUCGCUUUCGGGUAUGCAUGUCAGCAUGCCAUGCGUGCGCCGCGAACGCGUGUGAGUGUCUCGAAGGAGAGGCCUAGGAGGCAUCGGGCGACAGCAGAGCAACGAUACGAUGGCACACAUUGGCACUGGACAACUAUAAAAAUGCAUCAAUUGCCUCGAUCGUUGCUGCGUACAUCUUGUGACAAGCACGUGCUUGAACAAUUACUGAUUUUUCGGAGCCUAAGCUGAUUUUUAAAGACCUACAACAAUAGCACUCGCAGUUGGAAAUGUUAAAAGAGAGGUACGAUUGGUUCUUCAGCCUGCGAUACUGCAAUUCAACUGGUGUCCCAUAGAAACUAACUUUCGAGCGAUUCGGUUGGGUUAAGCUAAGCGUAGCGCGGCUCGCCGUGACCGAUUAGGAUUACGUUCCAGAACCAAGCAUUUUGGUUUUCGCCAUUGCACGCGCAAAUUCUUACGUACACACGCAAGAGUCCACUUGUGAUGAAUUACGACAUUACGUGGAGCGGUCGCGGACAUGCAUCAACCAUAUAUAAUCGUGGUGGCAACUAUUCCCUUUGAUGGAGCAUAAGCGUGGCGUAAGUUUCUUUGGGAGGACGAAGAGAGAGAGAGAGAGAGGAAGAGUCCGGAGAGAGCAAGGGAGAGAAAGAAAGGAGCUACAGACGGCGGCGGCGGCGGUGGUGGCGGCGACGGUGGGCGGGGGAGGCGGCGGGGUGAACCCGGAACCGGAAAUGGCUGCGAGGUGGCUGCUGCUGCUGGCGCUCCUCGCCGCCCACGUCGCGGCUCUUCCUGAUUUCAUUAGGAUAGGCGGGCUGUUUCAUCCGUCGGACGACAAGCAGGAAGUGGCCUUUCGCUACGCUGUAGAGAAGAUCAACGCCAACCGGGACAUCCUGCCCAAGUCUCGACUCAGCGCCCAAGUCGAGAUGAUACAGCCGCAAGAUAGCUUCCACGCUUCCAAACGAGUAUGCCACUUACUGCGGGGCGGCGUAGCGGCGAUUUUUGGACCGCAAAGUGCGCAUACAGCGUCUCACGUGCAGAGCAUUUGCGACACCAUGGAGAUUCCGCACUUAGAGACGCGCUGGGACUACCGGCUUAGACGACAGAGCUGCCUCGUCAACUUAUAUCCACACCCCACCACUUUGUCUAAGGCGUAUGUCGAUCUGGUGAAGGCCUGGGGCUGGAAGAGUUUCACCAUUAUCUACGAGAACAACGAGGGGCUCGUGCGAUUGCAGGAACUUCUGAAAGCGCACGGACCUAGCGAAUUUCCCAUUACGGUCAGACAGCUGAGCGAGGGAUCGGAGUAUCGGCCGCUGCUGAAGCAGAUCAAGAAUUCCGCGGAGUCGCAUAUCGUCCUCGACUGCUCCACCGAGAGGAUUUACGACGUGUUGAAGCAGGCGCAGCAGAUCGGAAUGAUGAGCGACUAUCACAGCUACCUUAUCACCUCUCUAGACUUGCAUACUGUCGACUUGGAAGAAUUCCGACACGGCGGGACCAAUAUCACUGCCUUUCGAUUAGUGGACCCGGAGAAGCCGGAGAUCCAGAAAGUAAUUCAAGACUGGAUCUACGGCGAGAAGCGGUACAAUCGCGAGCUCGAUAUGGGACAAAACAGCAACAAGAAUAACUUCACCACUAUAAAGACUGAAACAUCCCUGCUGUACGAUGCCGUCCAUCUUUUCGCCAAGGCUUUGCACGAUCUCGACACAUCCCAGCAGAUCGAUAUCAAACCAUUAUCCUGCGAGUCAACCGAUACUUGGCCUCACGGAUACUCGCUCAUUAAUUACAUGAAAAUCGUGGAGAUGACUGGACUUACCGGUAUUAUCAAGUUCGACCAUCAGGGCUUCCGCUCCGACUUCGUUCUAGACAUCAUUGAACUGAAUAGCAAAGAGGGCUUGAAGAAAAUCGGCACCUGGAACAGUACCAAGGGUAUCAACUUCACGAGGAGCUACGGCGACGUUUACACUCAAAUCGUUGAAAAUUUGCAGAAUAAGACUUUCAUCGUAACGACCAUACUGAGCGCGCCAUACUGCAUGCGGAAGGACUCAAGCGAGAAGCUUACCGGAAACGCGCAGUUCGAAGGCUACAGCGUCGACUUGAUUUACGAGAUCUCGCGGCUGCUUGGAUUCAAUUAUACGUUCCGGCUUGUGCCGGACGGACGUUACGGCUCGUACAACAAGCAGACGAAGGAGUGGGACGGGAUGAUGAAGGAGCUGCUCGAUCAGAAAGCCGAUCUUGCGAUCGCCGAUCUCACCAUCACAUACGACCGAGAACAGGCCGUGGACUUCACGAUGCCAUUCAUGCCUCUGGGGAUCAGCAUACUUUACCGCAAACCCAUAAAGCAACCGCCGAAUUUGUUCUCGUUUCUCAGUCCUCUUAGCCUCGACGUUUGGAUCUACAUGGCGACGGCUUAUCUCGGGGUCUCUGUGCUCCUCUUUAUACUAGCCAGGUUCAGCCCCUACGAGUGGGAGAACCCCCAUCCGUGCAACGGGCAGUCCGAGGUCCUCGAGAACGAGUUCACCCUGCUGAACUCGCUCUGGUUCACCAUAGGCUCGCUCAUGCAGCAAGGCUCCGAUAUAGCACCGAAGGCCGUGUCGACUCGCAUGGUCGCGGGCAUGUGGUGGUUCUUCACGUUGAUCAUGAUCUCCUCGUAUACGGCUAAUCUCGCGGCUUUUCUUACCGUCGAGAGGAUGGAUUCGCCGAUCGAGAGCGCCGAGGAUCUCGCCAAGCAGACGAAGAUCAAGUACGGUGCCCUCAAAGGCGGCAGCACGGCGGCCUUUUUCAGGGAUUCCAAUUUCUCGACGUACCAACGCAUGUGGUCCUUCAUGGAUUCGGCGAAGCCGACGGUAUUUACGUCGAGCAACGUCGAGGGCGUGGAUCGAGUGAUCAAGGGGAAAGGUAGUUACGCAUUCCUGAUGGAAUCCACCUCCAUCGAAUACGUAAUCGAGAGGAACUGUGACCUCACUCAAAUCGGCGGUCUCUUGGACUCUAAGGGAUACGGCAUAGCGAUGCCGCCAAACUCGCCGUACAGAACGGCCAUAAGCGGGGCCAUCCUGAAGCUACAGGAGGAAGGGAAGCUUCACAUGCUGAAGACACGCUGGUGGAAAGAGAAGCGAGGCGGCGGAGCCUGCAGGGACGACACCUCGAAGAGCAGCUCGGCAGCGAACGAACUGGGCCUGGCGAACGUCGGCGGCGUCUUCGUGGUGCUGAUGGGCGGCAUGGGCGUCGCCUGCGUGAUAGCGGUCUGCGAGUUCGUGUGGAAGAGCCGGAAAGUAGCCAUCGAGGAGCGGAAGUCCGUGUACUCGGAGAUGGCGAGCGAAUUGCGAUACACUUUGGACGGUGGCAACGGGAAUAAAAAGCCGUCGAAGCAGGCGCUUUGUCCACGUCAGGGGCAACAUUCGAGCCAGUCGAUCGUCUCGAAGGAGGGCAAGUACGCGGCGUGCAACAAGUACAGGCACUUCGUCGGGAAAGCAUCUCUGACGUAAACAAAGGGACGUCCGGCCGAGCGAAAAGACCAAGUGAUGAAUUUGUUUAACGGUGUAAAUGGUUAAUUGCGGUGCUGUCUCGCUCAUGUAUAAAUUGAAACGUGCACGAUCGGUCAAUUCUAAGUAACGAUAGAAAAAAAACGGAGGAUCGCAAAAGUACACAAAAAUCUCAUUCUUAUCUGCAAAAUUAUUUUUAAAAGUGCGAAGAAUACAAAGCCGAUUGUCAGGCCGUCGAAAAAUUACACUCUUUUGGAUUUCGAAUCAAAUUCGGCAAGACGCCCGAAAAAAGGAGGAAAUGAAAAAAUGUCGUAGGGUCCUGGCACAAGGAGGGUCCUGCAAAUUCGUUGCGUGACGGGAAUUCGCGAUGCGAUCCGCGCCGAUACAGGGACUUAUCUUUAGCGGUGUGUACACAUCUAUCCUUUUUUACUUAUCAUCGAGUAAGAUAGUCCCUCAUCUAAUCCUUUGUAAUAUCCAAACUUAUGAAACACGAUGUGAGGAGGAUGUAAGCGAAAGAACAAGCGAGUGAACAAAGGCCGCGCGAAAUUAAAUGGCCUUUCAUCGACGCCGGAGGUGCGCUGUCAUCCCGCCUCAUAAAAUAUCCUGUUGAAAUUCAUUUUAACGCAGUCAUCGCACUUUCGAACAUGAUGAAACGCAUUUAUUCAUUGUCUUAGACGAUCGAAUAAAUUCCACUAUAAAUAGCGAAGCGAUUUCAUCUUCGAUUUGCGAAAUGUAAGAUUAAUGCACGGCGAGUUGCACUUUGUCGCGACCUGACUAUAUUUCAUAUGAUACGAAUAGUUGAAGUGUUUCUAUGUGCAAUCCUUUGUCCGAAAAUUCUUACCCUUUUAGCUGGUCUGACGGGGUCCAUAACGCAAUAUUAUUUGAGCAAACUAAAGUUAAUUAUUCAGACUAUUUAGAUAAAUGCAUCUUACAACUCGCGUUUUCGGGACGCAUUGUAAGCGUUCCGUCGCAUGUGAAAGAUCGCCACUCACGAAGCCCAGAUUGUUUUCAGAGAGUACACGUCGUUGUUAUUUCCGAUUCUCAUUCGUCCGAUCAGCGUUUUCUACUUCACGUUCAAUCGCGCCUGUGCGGAUCUUGUAAACCGAGCAGUAUUCAUUUGAGUCUUCCUACCGUGAAAAAAAGAAAAGUGUAAAAGAAAAACGAACACCGACUCCGAACUAGCGUUUAAAUCGACACUUUCGGGAAACAGUAUAAAUCAGAGUAUGAGUGUCCUCGACGCCGUGUUGAAGAGUGCGUGACAUUUUCAAUAGCUUGUGCGAACACUAUUUUAAGAUCAAGCAUAAAAACGAAGACGAACGUAACCCACAUUUUAUUUACUUCUCCUGCAUACUUGUACCAUUCAUGGGUUUUCGUUAUUCUCGACACGAUUUGCCGAGUUCUGAAUGCGACCAUAGAGACGUACGUACAAACAUGCAAUACACAGACACACGUAUGCGCGCACAUACACACAGACACACACGCGCGCGCGCGCACACACACAUACGAGACCCACUGUAAAUAUCGUCGAUAUUACAUACUUGUUACAUACCUGCGUACACACGUCACGAUAUACGAGUUUGUUAAGAGCCUAUCGAUUCUACUUCUCUUAUAAAAUGUACUACAAGUAUCGUAUUAAACGUGA
This is a messenger RNA of Linepithema humile (Argentine ant), 5970 nucleotides long. RefSeq names its product Kainate-type ionotropic glutamate receptor subunit 1D (gene KaiR1D). Gene Ontology annotation, biological process: monoatomic ion transport; synaptic transmission, glutamatergic; modulation of chemical synaptic transmission. Gene Ontology annotation, cellular component: postsynaptic density membrane; plasma membrane. Gene Ontology annotation, molecular function: glutamate receptor activity; transmitter-gated monoatomic ion channel activity involved in regulation of postsynaptic membrane potential. Lineage: Eukaryota; Metazoa; Arthropoda; Insecta; Hymenoptera; Formicidae. The record is from RefSeq and is a predicted model, not a curated record.